This is a messenger RNA of Meloidogyne enterolobii, 393 nucleotides long. Lineage: Eukaryota; Metazoa; Nematoda; Chromadorea; Rhabditida; Meloidogynidae. The record is from the annotation of a GenBank genome assembly.
AUGGAUCUUGGCCAUACUUAUGCAGCAAAAUGGCUAUGGAAUCGUUUAAUUACCGGGCCUCGCUACAAUCUUUCCUCCCGACAUCAAAUAUCAAUAGCUAAAGAAAGCUAUUUUUGUCCUUCCUUGGGAUGUCCAUUCUUCCGUACAUUAUCAAACAUGCGCAAGUGUGUAGUCCGUACCCGUGCAGAAUUUGAAAAACGUUUAAAAAGCGAACAGUUUGAACAAAAAGAGGAAUUGAAAGGAAGAAGGAAACAAAUUAAAGAAAAUUUAAUUUUAUUUAUUUUAAUACCGAUAAUACUUUCGUUCCUUUCUGUGAUCUCGUUUGGGACUAUUUUCUUCCUUCAGGGUCUGAAAUCGACAAAAGGAAGAUUUGAGAUUAUGCCUGGCGUUUGA